Messenger RNA from Salvia hispanica, 1904 nucleotides. The record is from RefSeq and is a predicted model, not a curated record. Lineage: Eukaryota; Viridiplantae; Streptophyta; Magnoliopsida; Lamiales; Lamiaceae.
UUUCCUCCAUGUUUUCCCUGUGUUUGAUCACUGUCUUAUUUUGUGCGUUAAUGGCCUGCCUCAACGACCACCCAAAUUUCAAGCACUACUGCAAGGUCUGCAAGAAGGGCUUCAUGUGUGGCCGCGCUCUCGGCGGCCACAUGCGCGCCCACGGCAUCGGCGACGAGAGCGGCAACCUCGAUGACGACGACACCGCCAGCGACUGGGAGGACAAAUUUGGUACCAACACUAGCAAGCGAAUGUACCAAUUGCGGACCAACCCUAAUCGCCUCAAGAGCUGCAAGACGUGCGAGAAUUGCGGGAAAGAAUUCCUGUCAUGGAAAUCCUUCCUUGAGCACGGCAACGGCAAAUGCACCUCUGACGAUGCCUCUGAGUCGCUCCCGUCGUCCGAGGACGGAGACGAGGACGGUGGGAGCAGGCGCGGCGGGGGAGCGUGGUCGAAGCGGAAGAGAUCGCUGAGGUCCCACACGACCACGAGCGAGGAGGACGAUAUCCUCCUCGCCACCUGUCUCAUGCAGCUGGCAAACACAGUGGUGGAUCUUGAGCCAGAGGAGUCAUGCGCCUCUGCCAGCAAGGAGGAGGAGAGGCGGAACAGCCGGGCCGCGGCACUGGCCAAAGGGGUAUCGAGCCCCAGGGGUGUGUUCGAAUGCAAGGCAUGCAAAAAAGUAUUCAAUUCCCACCAAGCAUUGGGAGGGCACAGAGCCAGCCACAAAAAGGUGAAAGGAUGUUUCGCUGCGAAACAAGACGAACCAGACGAGGUGGCAAACAACGAUCAGGAUUUCUUCCCAUCUUCAAAACCAUCGUUCCAAAUGGAGCAGCAGCAACAGCCUCUUGUGGGGGCGGCAAGGAGGAAGUCCAAGGUACACGAGUGCUCCAUCUGCCACCGCGUGUUCAACUCUGGACAGGCACUAGGAGGACACAAGCGAUGCCACUGGAUUAUCUCAAACACGUCAGCAGAAACAUCAUCAUUACCAAAGUUCCAGUUCCAAGAUCAGGCCGGCGUUGGCAUCCGUGCUGAUAAGCUAGACCUAAACGUGCCAGCGUGGGCCCAAGUGAGGCGGGAGCAGCUCAGCUUUGACGUGUCGACAGACAUGCGCCUCCAGCCAUGGAUCGGGAGUCAGAAGGAAGUUAGUUACGUUGACGAUGAAGCUGAUAGCAAGUUAAAGUUGGCCAAAUUGUGCGAUUUGAACGAUAAAAAUGUGGCUUCGUCUCAAUGGUUGCAGGUAGGGAUUGGCUCUACUGCAACUCAACUUCCUCCUCCUACUCCUUCUGCUCCAGAUGCUUACGAGAAACAGAGAUGCAAGCUGUGUUUCAGAAAAUUCGCGAACGGGAGAGCUCUAGGCGGCCACAUGAGAUCUCACAUGAUGAAGUUUUACGCAGAGGAUUCGCUGCUACCGUCGGAGUCAUCGAUCUCGGACACGACGCCGGAGGAACACGUGGCGCGCUGCCUGAUGAUGAUGUCGAGGGACACGUGGCACAGGAGAUAUGAUAAGGAAGACGAACAAGAGAAAGUAAUUGCCAAGAAUAAAUAUCGGUGCGAUGAAUGCAAGAAGCUGUUCCGGUCGUAUCAGGCGCUGGGCGGCCACAGAGCCAGCCACAAAAAGAUCAAAGUUGUUGGCGUUAAGAAUCACCAGUGCCCCUUCUGCCACAGGAUUUUCUCGUCGGGGCAAGCGCUCGGCGGCCACAAGAGAUCGCAUUUCCUCCAGAAUCCGUCUACAAUUUCUCAGGUUUUGAGCAUAGAUCUGAAUCUGCCGGCGCCCGUUGACGAGGAUGAAGGGACACAAAUCGCGAUUUCAAUUUUGAGGUAGAAACUAAAAUGGAUGUAGUAUGUUACUGUAAGUGUAACUACUAGCUGAAUUUUGCAUUAAUACAGACAUUUAUUUGGGCUAAUGUUGCUUGCAGUG